Funneliformis geosporum is the source of this 552-nucleotide messenger RNA. The record is from the annotation of a GenBank genome assembly. NCBI's taxonomy places the organism in Eukaryota, Fungi, Glomeromycota, Glomeromycetes, Glomerales, Glomeraceae.
AUGCAUAGAGAUUUUCAUAGUGGAUUAUCACAACCUGCAAAUGACACAUCAAAUAAUGAAAUAUAUGGAGUAGUUCCUUAUAUUGCGCCUGAAAUAUUUAAUGGUGAUUCAUUUUCAAAAGCUUCUGAUAUCUAUACCGAUUUAAAACGGUUAGAAUUAAUAAAAUUAGAGAAACUUGGUCCUAAAUUUGCUAUAAUGCACCCAAAAGCAAUUUAUACAAGUAGAGAAUUAGGUUCCUUAAUUUCUAAAAUUUCAUCCAUGAAGGGAAAUAUUUCGAAAAAAUUGGAAUUUGAAUUAUAUGAUAAUAGUUGUCAGUCUUCCAAUACUCAGUUUCCAUAUGCCAGUAUAUCAUUAAAUACACAUAUGAAAAUUCAACAUCAAAAUGUAAUUAUGGGUAUUUCUGAAAAUCUAAGGAAACGUAACAUUGAAGAAUUGGAAUCUAAAUCUCAAGUUAACAGUAAGCAAAGACAUCAUAUUAAAACUGCUGAUGAAGUUAGUGAAUUUGCAACAUUUGAAGGGAUUAAAUAUAUAAAUUCGUUAGAUUUUAUUUGA